Molecule: messenger RNA, 1140 nt
Organism: Dufourea novaeangliae
Lineage: Eukaryota; Metazoa; Arthropoda; Insecta; Hymenoptera; Halictidae
Exons: 5
Coding region: 1-1140 (379 amino acids)
Cellular component (GO): extracellular region
Source: RefSeq, a predicted model, not a curated record
AUGGAGAUGCGUGAAGUGAAUCGCACUUUCGAUGCUGCGGAAGAAACUGCAGAACUUUUGCCAUCCUCCCAUCAUGAUGAUACCGAAGUCGAGAGCUAUUUCAUCGAAUACGCUAUUCAAAAGGAAAUGAUAAAUCGUAAUCGAUGUCCAGCCAGUCGUCGUUUGCUCAGUCAAAGCGCCCAUUUGGCAGAUUUUAAUUUUAUCAAUGGUAAUCAUCAGAAGGAUUCGCCUUGCAUCGGUAUCAGUAUGAUACAUACGUCGAACGCGAAUUGGCCUCCUUCCAGAAAAAGAGAAGAAGCAAAAGCAUUGGAAAAUCUUCGAAAACGAGUGGAACAGUCAAAAUUGUAUAAAGCGAAUAGAAUUUCGGAUAACAGUGGAUCAACGUCUGCGUCUCUGGUUUUGAAAGACGGUCGAGCCGAGCAACUUGAUAAUCGUCCGAAGCUUUUGAGAAAGAUCCUGAGUAACAGACCGAUGAGUAUCGCGCAUGACAGUAAUGACUUGGAAACUGACUGGCGGGAUAGUGAAUUUAUUACAGAAUGUUUAUGCUGGCACAAUGUAUAUCGACAACGACACAAUGCACCGCCUUUAACUAUGUCGCCGCAGUUAUGCGAGUAUGCUCAAACGUGGGCCAAUCACUUGGCACACACAAACACAUUUUAUUAUAGAAACGAUCGAGAGGUGGGACAAAAUCUUUAUUGCCGACCCGGUGGAGCAAUUAGUACCGAUGUAACAGGGCAGGAUGUUGCAUCCUACUGGUACUCCGCGGUGAAACAGUAUGAUUUUUUAAAGGAACCUGAUAUUCUUCAUGCCAACGUGAAUGCAGGUCAUUUUACGCAAUUAAUUUGGGCAAGCAGUCGUUACUUUGGAGUCGGAAAAGCUCGCAGUAGAAGUGGCAAAGUUAUCGUAGUUGCCAAUUAUCAACCCGUUGGCAACAUAUCCGGACAAUUUCAGAAUAACGUUUUGCCACCAUUACCCGAAAAUAUAAAUGUACCUUUAUCGCCACCGCUCCAGCCUUCCACGAAAAUUUUUCGGGAACAUUAUCUUGCGUCCGAUUCACCGCCACUAGCGUCGUCCUCGGUGCCACUUUCGGACACCGCAUCGACGGAUAGUGAUCCGUCUUCUGUCAGUUCCACGCAAUAA